Molecule: messenger RNA, 1721 nt
Organism: Lasiosphaeria miniovina
Lineage: Eukaryota; Fungi; Ascomycota; Sordariomycetes; Sordariales; Lasiosphaeriaceae
Exons: 4
Coding region: 196-1653 (485 amino acids)
Biological process (GO): nuclear membrane fusion involved in karyogamy; karyogamy involved in conjugation with cellular fusion
Cellular component (GO): endoplasmic reticulum membrane
Source: RefSeq, a predicted model, not a curated record
UCACCUCUUCCUUCCUUCCCCGUCCGACUUGGCUCGCGACUUCCAAAAAUAUAACUUUGCCUCUCUCAUUUUUUUCUCCUUCAACCUCACCAUCCUUAUCCUAAUUCCCCCGAUUCUUUCUUCUCAGUCGCAUAUGAAGUUCGCGCGAUAAUCCCCCUUCAGUUCUUUUGCGCCUGUCCCGGCUCCUCCACAACAAUGAACAAUAUGCAAGUCGCCUUCUUUUUUCUGACCCUUUUAGCGCCUUGCAUCUGCUUCUCGUGGGGGGGCGAGAGGAAAGUGGUAAUCCCGGCUGCCAACACCUACGCUUCAGCCGGAGACACCCACUCGGGACUUCUCCAGCAGCCAUCUCGGGUUCCUGACAUCUACGCCAUCGCGCUCAGUGAGCUUCAGGAACUCGAAUCGGAACCUCUGUGCCAUCGCGUGGCCGCCCGGCUUCUGGUGAACAACUGCCAACUCGUCGACGGGAAGAAUGAUGCGACCAUCCUCACUGAUAGCGGUCGCCAAGUUCGCGACUUCGUCGAUUCGUAUGCGGCUAGUCUUGCGAUUUGCGACCUAGAGCGCGGGAGCUUUGCGAUUCCGAAAGAUUGCGCCAAAUUUCGGGAGCCUUCGUUGAGCCAAAUCGCCUUGAGGAACGAAGCAUUCCUCCAUGUCAGCCCCAAGGAGAUCGGGCGCUGCUUAUCCGCACUGGCAGCUUCUGAUGCAGCAUGGAGCACAUGGAUAAGUUACCGGCACAAGGCACUGCGCUUCUGCGAAGCUGCACGCGCGGACAAUGAGAAGGACUUGAGCAUAUUAUUCUACCAGCGAUUGACCAGGGUGAUCUCAAAGCUUACCGAAGGCGUGGAGGUCGAGCUCCAGAGACGUAUGCAAGAUCUUGACAACCAGGCCCGGCAAUAUCUUGAGACCCUCGAACAACUAGCUCCACACAUGGAUCAUUUGCAUGAUGAGCUUAGAAAGAUGGAGAGCUACAUUCAGGGCAACCUUGAUAUGACGCUGAAGAAAUCUACCGACUCUGCAAACGACAGCCUGCAGCAGGCGGAAAACCUCCAACAGAUGCUCCGCGUCUUGCUGUCUAAUGUCCUCGAGAACAACUCCCAAAUGGCUGCUGUCCACGAGCAGUCACUCCAGGUAGCAUCCAAGAGGGCCAGCGAUGAUAUAGGGGGCUUGGUGGCCAUCGUCGCAAUGGCGGCAACUUCUUCUAAUUCCCUCCAGCAGCAAAUUGAGAUUUCUAACCAGCAAGCCGCCGAGCUAAGCCGCCGUCAAGAUACUCUCGAACAAGGAAUGGAUCGACUCCUCGUUGCUACCGAGGCGUUGUCCACUAAAUACGAAGACCAGACUUACGUACUGAUGCAAGCCAACAAUCUAACAAACGAUAUUCUGGACUCCCUAGAAGACACAGCGACAGCAGCAGCUCUGGUCAGCAACUUGUUCCUCAGCAAUUCAACAUCUGGCACCUGGUGGCCAUUUGUCGUUUUUCCAUCAGCAUCUCUGAUUAUGGGAUCGUAUGGUCUGCCUCCUUCCAUGCUGCGAAAUUUCGGACUACUAGCUCUUGGUGAGAUGGUUGGGAUCCUUGUCUCGUUUCACGAGCAAGUCGUGGAUGGCAUCCUUUUAUACGCGCCUACAAUCAGCGCAAACGCAACUGCAUCUUCGCUUUGAAGAUCUUUGAUACCCUUUUCGCCACAUUUUCCAUAGCUCACCGGCUUUCUAAGCCAACCUAUUCUUAU